UAAUAUUUGUGUUUAUGCAUUUUGUACUGUACAUAGAAUAGUCACAAAGUUCGUAUGCUUAUUAAUUAAAAGUUGUCUUUAUGCUCCUUCUGUAAAAGUGCCUAUAUUUUAAUAAAUCAAACUGCAUUUUGGAGUUUGAUGUAUUAAAAUGUAGGCACUUUUACAGGGAAAUUUCAUGGAUGGCCACAAAGCAAGGUCUUAUUGUAUUUUAUUCAAAGGAAAUACUACUAAUAAUAGAUUUUCCAAUUAUUUUUGGCAAAAUUUAUUUGUGUAUAUCUGUAGAUCUAUUUGCAAAACAUAAACAUCAAAGAUGAAUAAUGACAAAUCUGAACAAGCAAAAACCUGGUCAGUCACUGUUGGAGUUAUUGUUUUACUGGAAUGAAACUAAAGAUAAUUUACAGAAUGACAAUGACAAUACAUCACAGAAUUCACUUUAUCCAGAACACAUUCCAACUUCUAUCUUUCAAAAAAUGUUGCUCACUAUUGGUUCUGCAACAAUGGCAAUUGCAGAUCCUUAUCGAGAUGAUAUGGUUGCAGUCUUAGGAGAAACAACAGGUUAUUUAGCUUUAAAAAAUAUACAUAAAAAGAUGCUAAAAGAUCCAGAAGGACAAGCUAUUCUUAGGGAUAAGCCACGAAUUAAUAGCGAAACUAUUGAUUUAAGGUUUUUACAAAAACUUCCAGACGGAACUUUAGGUCACGCUUAUUUUUCCUUUCUUAACAAAAAUAAAGUUAGUCCAGAUACUCGACAACCAGUUCAUUUUGUUGACAAUGUAGAAUUGGCUUAUGUAAUGCAAAGAUAUAGAGAAGUUCAUGAUUUAAUUCAUGCUAUAUUAAACAUGCCUAUAAAUAUGAUGGGAGAAGUUGUCGUUAAGUGGAUUGAAGGCAUUCAAACUGGCUUACCUAUGUGUAUUGCAGGUGGAGUAUUUGGACCAAUAAGAUUUACUAAAAGCCAAAGACAAAAAUACCUGAUGACUUAUUUACCUUGGGCCUUAGAAUGUUCGUAUAAAGCAAAAUUCUUUAUGAAUGUAUAUUAUGAACAACGUUGGGAACAGCCAUUAGAAGAUUUAUAUAAAGAGUUAAACAUCUUAACUCCACCAACUUUUAAGUAAAAGUUUUGAGACUACAUAAUUAUAUAUCAUUAAAUGCAUUGUAAAAAGAAAAUCAAAUGUUUACAAUAAAAUAAUUAUA
Molecule: messenger RNA, 1188 nt
Organism: Centruroides sculpturatus (bark scorpion)
Lineage: Eukaryota; Metazoa; Arthropoda; Arachnida; Scorpiones; Buthidae
Product: ubiquinone biosynthesis protein COQ4 homolog, mitochondrial-like
Exons: 6
Coding region: 318-1109 (263 amino acids)
Biological process (GO): ubiquinone biosynthetic process
Cellular component (GO): mitochondrial inner membrane; mitochondrion
Source: RefSeq, a predicted model, not a curated record